Aspergillus tanneri is the source of this 2274-nucleotide messenger RNA. RefSeq names its product para-aminobenzoate synthase, (PABA) (gene ABZ1). The record is from RefSeq and is a predicted model, not a curated record. Bases 1 to 2274 code for a protein of 757 amino acids. NCBI's taxonomy places the organism in Eukaryota, Fungi, Ascomycota, Eurotiomycetes, Eurotiales, Aspergillaceae. The transcript is spliced from 2 exons. Gene Ontology annotation, biological process: L-tryptophan biosynthetic process.
AUGGCCCAACCAAGGAUUUUGUUCAUCGACGCUUACGACUCCUUCUCCAACAACAUUAUUACCCUCGUUGAAGGAUCCCUUGGCGUUCCCGUAACAAAACUCACAAUCGACUCGCCACUUCCUUCCAACUUCCAUGAAUCGUACGCGGGCAUCAUUGUCGGUCCAGGUCCCGGCAGCCCCUACAAACCGGCCGACGUGGGCUGUAUUCAGCAAGUAUGGUCUCUACCAGAAGAUCAGAUGUUGCCUGUUCUGGGAAUCUGCCUAGGAUUCCAGAGCCUCGUGGUCCAUUUCGGCGGCACCGUCGAGCAGCUGCCGUAUCCUCGUCACGGCAUCGAAACCGAUGUUCAGUGCUGCAAUGAUCCCCUCUUCAGGGGAAUUCCCAAACUGCGCUCCGUGCAGUAUCACUCCCUACAUGGAGUUCUCGGGUAUCCAACUGACAGUGAGAGCCUCUGGACUCCGCACAAAACAUGUCCAGAACUUGUGCCGUUGGCAUGGGACAUUGACCAUGCGUUCUCACGGGGCCCUCCUACCCCCGAAGACCCGCGGAUCGCCCUCGACCGCCUCAACCCGACACAUAUCCUGAUGUCCGUGAAACAUCAAACGAAGCCUUUCUAUGGCGUCCAGUUCCAUCCGGAAUCUGUCUGCUCGAGCCCCGAGGCGCGUCAAGUGGUUUGCAAUUGGUGGCAGGCCGCCAAGGAAUGGACUAGUCGCCAUAGAAGCUCCCGGGCGGAUGUGAUAUCCGAUACGGCCUCGGUGUCCAACGCGGUCUUCUCGAAAACGAUGGACCUGGGCAAUUUGAGUGUCACCCUUAUCCGAGACCACCUGAAACCAACCGACGAUGAGCUCGUGGUUCUAGACUCGGAGAUGGCCCAGAAUUCCCCUCUGGGCAACUACUCUAUUGUUGGGCUGGUCUAUCCGGACACCCUCCGAAUCUCCUACAGUGCAGGGCAUAACCACGUGAGUCUACAGAAGGGCGACGAAUCGACCACAGAGGCCCUGGGUGAUGGUGAUCACCGUGUCUUUGACUUUCUCAAGAGUUUCAUGGAGGAGAGAAAGCGGUUUCAUGGUAAUGAGGACUCACCGUUCUGGGGAGGACUGAUGGGAUACAUCAGUUACGAAGCGUGUCUAGAAACCUUGGGUAUUGACACCACGCCUCAGCCCGAGCGGCCGGAUCUACAGUUUGCCUUCGUCGAACGCAGCGUUGUAAUUGACCAUACUGCUCGCCAGCUGCAUGUCCAGAGUAUCAUGCCUGAUGACCACAAAUGGGUCGACGAAGCGGCUGCCAUCUUGGAUCGCCUGGCCCACCCAGACCUGUUCCCCGAGGAGAACGGCUUCGAAAAGCACGGGCCAAGCUGCGCCGCCUCGUCUACGUCGUCCAAGGACAACAGUCUAGAUAGUCCAGCGACGAGCACUUCAUCCCUACCUACAUCAGCGGAUAUAGCGGCUAGUUUGGAAGGUCCACGGCCGAAGUUCACCAUCCCCACCGAGGCCGCAUACUCGCGCAAGAUCCGGGAGUGCAAGACAGAGAUCCAGCACGGCAAUUCCUACGAAUUAUGUCUGACCGACCAAACCGAGAUUGAUAUCUCCACGCCGAUGCCGGCCUGGACACGAUACCUGCGCCUCCGCAGAGUCAACCCGGCCCCCUUUGGUGCAUUCAUCCGUCUCGGACCGAUCACCGUGCUGUCAUCUUCGCCAGAACGGUUCCUGUCGUGGACUCGGCCCAAUGCGGAAGACGAGGUCACCUGCCAAUUCCGGCCCAUCAAGGGCACCGUCAAGAAGCGACAGGAGAACCCCGAUGGGAGCACCCUUUUCAUCGAUCUGGCCACGGCGACGAACAUUCUGGCUUCGCCUAAGGAACGGGCCGAGAGUUUGAUGAUCGUCGACCUCAUCCGUCAUGACCUUACCGGCGUCAAGAACUCCAGGGACGUGCGAACGACCUCGCUGAUGCAGGUUGAGGAGUACGAAAGCGUUUAUCAGCUGGUGACCGUCAUAGAAGGUAUACUGCAGCCUACAUACGCUACCAACGACCCGAGAUACCGGCCCCUAGAAAUGGGCAUCGACGUGCUCGCGGCCAGUUUGCCGCCCGGAAGUAUGACAGGAGCCCCGAAGAAGCGAUCGUGUCAGUUGCUUCGCGGGAUCGAAGAAGAGAAGCCGCGAUCAAUCUAUUCGGGGGUGUUGGGGUACAUAGACGAAAUGGCCGAGUGGGAUGAGAUGCAUACCAAGGUUGACGCCGUGCUUCGGUCGUUCAAACUCGUGAACCAAGUUGUGGGUUAA